GGAGUCAUUGAUAGAAAUCCACCCGAGAGGUGUCCCCGCCCUCUGUAUUCCCAGGACUGUCCAGAGGGAAAUGUCCCAGAGAAGCAUCAGAAAAUCCCAGUAAGAAUUCUGAGGGAAACUUCAUGUUAUCCCUGAAUGAUAAAGGAGAAGAUGAAGAUAUGAUGGAGCGCUCCUCAGGAGAAGACCUCCUUACCCCUAAUGUCCAUCCAGAUCUAUCCUAUAAUAAUCCACCUGAUCAGGAAGGGGAGGAAAGGUUUCAAUGUGAUGAAUGUGGAAAACAGUUUACAAAAAGAUCAGAUCUUGUUACACCCAGAAGUCACACAGGAGAGAAUCAAUAUUCUUGUUCAGAAUGUGGGAAAUGCUUUACAUUUAAAUCUAAUCUUUUACAUGAGAGAAGUCACAAACAGUUGAAUCCAUAUUCAUGUUCAGUAUGUGGGAAAUAUUUUACAUUUAAAUCACAACUUGUUGCACAUGAGAGAAAUCACACAGGAGAGAAGCCAUAUUUAUGUUCAAAAUGUGGGAAAUGUUUUAAAACUAAAGCAGAGCGUGUUCAACAUGAAAGAAGACAUACAGGGGAGAAGCCAUAUUCAUGUUCAGAAUGUGGGAAAUGUUUUACACGUAAAUCAGAUUUUGUUUUACAUGAGAAAAGUCACAAAGGAUUGAAUCCAUAUUCAUGUUCAAAAUGUGGAAAAUGUUUUACAGGGAAAUCGCAACUUGUUAUACAUGAGAGAAGUCACACAGGAGAGAAGCCGUAUUCAUGUUCAGAAUGCGGUAAAUGUUUUACAAAUAAGUCAAAUCUUGUUGUACACGAGAGGAAUCACACAGGAGAGAAGCCAUAUUCAUGUUCAGAAUGUGGGAAAUGUUUUAAAACUAAAGCGGAUCAUGUUAAACAUGAGAGAAGACAUACAGGGGAAAGGCCAUAUUCAUGUUCAUACUGUGGGAAAUGUUUUAUACAGAAAUCACAUCUUUUAACACACGAGAGAAUUCACACAGGAGAGAAGCCGUAUUCAUGUUCAGAAUGUGGGAAAUCUUUUGUAGAAAAAUCACGUCUUGUUAAACAUGAAAGAAUUCACACAAGAGAGUUAGAAAACAAAAAAAUAUAAUACAUAAAAUGGAAAUAUGAGAACUCAGGUAUUGUAAUAAAAUGU
Molecule: messenger RNA, 1148 nt
Organism: Hyla sarda
Lineage: Eukaryota; Metazoa; Chordata; Amphibia; Anura; Hylidae
Product: gastrula zinc finger protein XlCGF17.1-like
Exons: 2
Coding region: 123-1103 (326 amino acids)
Biological process (GO): regulation of transcription by RNA polymerase II
Molecular function (GO): DNA-binding transcription factor activity; RNA polymerase II cis-regulatory region sequence-specific DNA binding
Source: RefSeq, a predicted model, not a curated record